Messenger RNA from Emericellopsis atlantica, 1701 nucleotides. Its product is annotated as phosphatase 2C-like domain-containing protein. The record is from RefSeq and is a predicted model, not a curated record. The transcript has a single exon. Gene Ontology annotation, biological process: protein dephosphorylation. The coding region runs from base 51 to 1550 and encodes 499 amino acids. NCBI's taxonomy places the organism in Eukaryota, Fungi, Ascomycota, Sordariomycetes, Hypocreales, Bionectriaceae. Gene Ontology annotation, molecular function: protein serine/threonine phosphatase activity; cation binding.
UGUAACGACCGAUCUUAGUCUCCUCACCAUCCAAACCACCACCGACCAUCAUGGUGCUACGCAUUGCCUCACAACGACCGUCGGUAGCACCGAUCAGGCGCCUGCUAACGCGAGGGCGGUCUGCUAGACGCGUGGUGUCGAGCGCAUCCCCAAGCAGUCCGCCAGGUGGGCGUUUCCCAUGGAAGGUGACCCUGGCGAUGAGCAGCGUUGUCGCGUGCUGCUACUUUGCCUGUGACGAACAACAACCAUACCCAUGGCAAAUGGCCUCAUUCCAGAGGACGGCCCCUCGUCUUCUUGAUGAACGUCGCAGCUCUGGCCGGCUUGGGAUGCGAGUCACCGACACAGUUCAUCCGGUGGCAGAAACACAGUACAUGGAUCUCGACGCAGCGAAUGAGGCAAUUCGACAAGACGCGCAUAACCUCUUGUUUUCUGGCAACGACUCGGUACAAGGCUGCAUCGACGUGGCCCGCGUGGCAAGCAAUUGCCCCGUGGAGGACCACUGGGACACGAGCCAGGCAGCGGACAACGACGGCGGAAGCAUCGUGUAUGCUGGAGUGUAUGAUGGCCACGCGGGCUGGGCGACCUCUCGGUACCUCGCAGGUCGUCUAAUCUCCGCAGUGUCCUCCGCAUGGGAAGCUUUGCCCAAAGAUAGCUCGACAUUGGAAAAGCAGGAAAUGAUCAAAGAGACGUUUCGUAAUGUCGACGCCCACAUCAUGCAGAGAGCUAAGGAUGUGGUCGAGCAGUCUCCUGCUGGCGCCUCAGCUGCUCUGCAAGCACUGGAGCCGGUCCUCUCAGGAUCGUGUGCCCUCCUCACAGCGUACGACGUGCGCUCAGGCCUGCUAUACACCGCGGUCACGGGGGAUUCGAGAGCCGUGUUGGGCAAGGGGUCUCAACACGGGAUGUACGAGGCCAUCGCACUCAGCAAAGACCAGACUGGCUUCAACGAAGACGAGGUGAAGCGGUUGAAUGAAGCACAUCCAGGCGAAGAGAAGGACAUGAUCAACCCUCGCAGCGGUCGGCUCUUUGGCAUGGCUAUUACGCGCGCAUUUGGCGAUCAUCGUUGGAAGUACACUCUCGACUUUUUACACCAUCUCAAGGCAGACUUCUUCGACGUUGGCCCUCGCCCGAAAUACAAGACGCCGCCUUACAUGACCGCCGAGCCCGAGGUGACGGUGCAAAAGGUCCAGACUGGCGACUUUGUCGUCCUGGCAUCCGAUGGGCUGUGGGAUCACAUGUCGAACGAAGACGCAGUCGAAUGUGUCUCCCAGUGGCUUGCCGCUAAACGCAGCGGCAAGACGCCGGCCGUCAAUGAGGAGAAGAAUGUUUGUCUCACCGUCGACAAGGAGGGAUACGGGACGUGGAAGGCAACAAAGGAGAACUUUGCCAUUGAGGACAUGGACAAUGCAGCCGUUUGUCUUAUCAAGAAUGCAUUUGGUGGGAAUAGACGGGAUUUGUUCAAGGGCGUCAUCAGCCAGCAACCGCCCAGGAGUCGCUACGUGAGGGACGAUGUGACGGUGCAGGUCAUCUUCACAAAGGAUCCUUACAAGUAGUCCAGGCGGAUUCACCUUGUUAGAUUCGGCAUUGAUCACUGUCUUGUUUACCUUAGUUCCCAUCCGUGUAAAAGGUCACAUCCCAGUGGUUGCCCUCGUCCUACUUAUUGUCAGCUUUUGUCAUAAAACAACCUUCAUCGACACUUACACA